Molecule: messenger RNA, 2531 nt
Organism: Monascus purpureus
Lineage: Eukaryota; Fungi; Ascomycota; Eurotiomycetes; Eurotiales; Aspergillaceae
Source: the annotation of a GenBank genome assembly
UGACGCACUUUCUCAAUGCCACCGACGAGAUGACGACGGUGGAUGAUCAAAGAGAAGCGUGGUGAAGAUCGAUCGAGAAGAUACAGGGGUUCUUUCCAGUCCUUCUCCGCGGGAACAUGUACAAUAACGAACUCAUGAAUUUUUUCAGGGCCAGUGAUCUGUUCGUCGACAGGAAUUCGCUCUUCCGGAAGCACAUGGACGCUACGAGGCCCAGAGAGCUUAGACGCUUCCUCGGAUAUAUGAAGUGCAGAGACACGAUUGUCACGGAAUGGCCGAUGAGGUUGCGAGAGAAGCCAACCCGGCGUGAAUUUGAGAUGCUCUACUGGUCUGGGCACCGGGGCUCCGGGAGGUAUAUUGAAUGGAGCCGAGCGGGUGGAUAAUGGAUCCUGAUACUUUUUUUUAUGCGGAUCAGACGAUAGGAGCUUUUCAGAGGAUCACGGAGCGAACUUUGCAGCGAGUCCAGGCCUGAAGAUCGUUGAGGGCAGCUAAUCAUACGAGAGAUCUCCUAUCCGCUGCAGUUUCAAGGCGUCCAGGCAGUCCCGCAAGGGGUUCUCGUCGUUUGCUCCAUCUCUCGUCGUUUUUCUAUCUUCUCUUUUUCUCUCUGCCAUUUUUUUCGUAAUAAAUAAUCGGACUCAUCAAUUGUUGUUCGUUCUCUCUCUUUUUUUCUUGGUUAUUUUUUCUCGCAGAAACUAACGCCACACUCCUUUAAACACUCUCCUUCAUAAUUCCCGUCAGAAGUGAUAAAUCAGAAAAGCCAGAAAGAAACAUCGUAAAGACCCAGUACUUAAUCGACCGGAUACGUCAGAGACAAUCCGCAUUUCCCCUCAUUUCCCUUUCGUCAAAUGCAGCCGUCGAGGUUCCGUUGCUAGAGUCGUCGUUAGGAUGCGUCUCUCUCCAUCUCUCCUUGCUGCAGCGUUCCUUGCCACGAAUGUGAAGGCCUUCUAUCCCUUCGAGUUCCAACUCGAACAGGAGAGCAGCGAGACCGAUGUUGAAGAUCUGGAGCGUCGAUUCUUUCCGUGGAAACUGGAGGAUGAUGAUGGCGGGACCACCACUGACAGUUCCACGACCCUGGAGCUCAAGAGAGUUCCUGGACCGUUCCGACGUGACAAUAAAUACAAGGUGAUCAUGGCGGAUACACCCUCCACCCCUAAUAGUGCGGCCCUCAACCAAGAUGGUCAGGACUUCUCUUAUUUCGCCGUGGCUGCUCUCGGGUCGAAGAAACAGACUAUGUGGUUACUGCUCGACACCGGUGGACAGAACUCUUGGGUCUUUGGGUCCGAUUGCACGUCCGACGCAUGUCAGCAACAUAACACCUUUGGUGCAGAAGACAGUCAGACCCUAAAGGUCUCGACUACCACAUGGGAUGUUGGAUAUGGCACCGGCGCUGUCAGCGGCGUGCUCGCAAGUGACACCAUCUCCAUCGCCGGGUUGAAUGUGCAGAGCAGCUUCGGCCUGGCCUCGAAUGCCUCGAAGGACUUCCUCUCGUACCCCAUGGACGGAAUUCUGGGAUUAGCCCCAUCCAGUAAAAGCAACUCAGCCGUACCAACGUUCAUGGACGACGUGGCCAGCGACAAGGUCCUCAAGUCGAACAUCGUCAGCUUCAGCCUCUCUCGCGCCUCAGACGGCGGAAAGGAUGGCGAAGUCACCUUCGGCGGUGUCGACGACAGUAAAUUCUCCGGGAAGAUCUCAUACACAAACACCCAAGGACGAAGCGGGCUAUGGAGCAUUCCCCUCGACGAUGCCAGCGUUGACAGCAACGCAUGCCAUUUCUCCGGUCGAUCCGCCAUCAUUGACACAGGCACGUCGUAUAUCCUGCUACCUCCGGACGACGCAAAGACGCUGCACGCGCUCAUCCCCGGUUCCUCCCAGUCCAGCGGCAGCAGCUACUACGUCGUGCCCUGCGACUCAACCGCAAUAGUCCAGUUGACCUUUUCCGGAGUGACAUACUCUAUCUCUCCAAAGGACUAUAUCGGCUCCCGCUCCGGCUCCAAUUGUCUCUCCACGAUCAUUCCACAGAAAACCUUCGAAGACACUGAUUGGCUCGUCGGUGACGUCUUCCUUAAGAACGUCUACACCGUGUUCGAUUAUGAUGCGAAUAGAAUCGGUUUUGCUCCUCGUGAAAACUCGACUUCGAGCAGUAACCACACCACAUCCACUUCGACAUCGACAUCCACGGCCACCGCAUCUGCAUCGGACACUUCUUCUGGAACUGGAACUGGAACCUCGGGUUCAAAGACAGCCGUAUCAACCGCAGCGGACGCUACGGGAAGCGUAGAAGCGUCCUCGCAAAAGUCCCAGGGAAGUACCUUAGUGAUGGUUCAGGCUCCGGGCUGGGUUGUAAUUGCCGUGAUGUCAAUCUUGUUGAUAUUUUAGUUCUGACUGGCGCGUUUUUGUGUUGUUUGGAUCAUCCCCUGGAUAAUUUCCAUCUGGAAUCAUUUGCGUAAUGCUACGUUCGCUACUUCAGACGUCAGACUUUCAACAUACAUACAUUUUCCACUCGUUCAGGAUAGAUAGAUAGGUUUUAAAGGAGU